UUCAUGGUAAACUCCAGGAAAUUAAGUGUCUGAACAAGAAGUACUGUAGUCUAUUGUCCAACAAGAAGGCUUUAAAAUCAACUUUCUAUUUUUAUACUUUUCCUCUUAGCCUCUUUGGCUGAUCUUUCCAAGCUUUGACCUCAACCUUAUAUUACGACACAACACAACACACAAAUUCUCUCUAAAUUAUGCUGCUUUUGCUCUUCAAAUAUCUUUGAAAAGCAGCUCUAGUUUGACAUGGGUAAUUGCUGGGGAUCUUUUUCCAAAGAGGCUAAUCCUACUACUCCUAGUAACACCUCCAUCAACAAUCCUACAACCCCAGGUCUGUCAAAUAAUUAUAGCCACACUACAGAGAUAUCAGCCACUAGUGGUAGUGCAGGCAAAAGUCAAUUUUCCGAGGCUGUUAGUGAAGGUGGAGAGGAGGCAAGUGCAAAUGGGCAAAUUUUGGAGACACCAAACUUGAAAGUGUUCAGUUUUGCAGAAUUGAAGGUUGCAGCUAAGAACUUCAAGUGUGAUACUUUGUUAGGGGAAGGUGGUUUUGGGAAAAUUUUCAAAGGUUGGAUAGAUGAGAAGACAUUAGCUCCUUUUAAAAGUGGUAUUGGAAUGAUGGUUGCCAUUAAGAAAUUCAAUCCAGAAAGUAUGCAAGGGUAUCCAGAAUGGCAGUCAGAGAUUAACCUUCUGGGAAGACUUUCUCAUCCCAACCUUGUCAAGCUAUUGGGAUACUGUUGGGAGGAUAAAGAGCUGCUCCUUGUGUAUGAGUACAUGCAGAAGGGAAGUUUGGAUAAUCAUCUUUUCAGAAAAAAUCCCUCCAUCAAACCACUAUCUUGGGAUAUUCGCCUUAAAAUUGCCAUUGGAGCAGCUCGAGGACUGGCUUUUCUACAUACCUCAGAGAAGAAAGUCAUUCACCGAGACUUCAAGGCCUCAAAUAUACUGCUUGAUAGGUACUACAAUGCCAAAAUAUCAGAUUUUGGGUUGGCAAAAUUGGGGCCUGCUGGUGGAGAGUCCCAUGUCACAACGAGGGUUGUAGGCACCAUUGGUUAUACUGCUCCAGAAUACGUUGCAACAGGUCAUUUGUAUGUGAAGAGUGAUGUAUAUGGCUUUGGAGUUGUGCUGCUUGAAAUGUUGACGGGUUUAAGGGCAUUUGAUACAAAACGCCCCAGUGAAGAGCGAAGUCUGGUUGUGUGGAUGAAGCCAAUGCUCUCUCAGGAAAAGAAUCUGAAAAACAUAAUGGAUGCACGGAUAGAGGGCCAAUACUCAACUAAGGCAGCACAAGAGGCAGCACAGCUUGCUCUAAAGUGCCUAAAGGCACAUCCUAAACUCCGCCCCUCCAUGGAAGAAGUUGUGGAGAUAUUGGAACAUGUUGAAGCAAUUAAGGAAAAGCCAAGGAACUGAGUGUUUAGCUCUUCACGUCCACAGUCCCCAGCCACCUUCUAAUCAUCUUUCCCCACUUCACUUAAAGCACCGUGUCAAAACAUGAGCUGGAAAAUGAAUCACACGUGAAGCUAGCAAGACAGAACCCAAAAUUUUAUAUUGGCACAACAUGCAUUUGUGCCUUUUCUCUUCUAUAAGUUGUGUUGUGCGGUAUGUCAGGUCAGCUUGCAGCAAGUAAUAGCGCAGAGCGAGCUCACUCCUCAGAGCGAUCAGCGAGCUUGUCACCAGGUGAGUUCAGGGAAAGCGAGCGAGCAAGACAGUUGUACUCAAUGAUGGGGAUAAGCUAAAUCUCCUAGAAUCAAGGAGGAGAUCACGCCACCGAAUCAAGCAAUACCAUUUUCAGUGUAAUUCCUAUGAUCAUGGGAUUAACUUCCAAUCAUGGGAUUAGCUUCCAAAUAGGCCAUGCCUCUAUCCAUGAAAUUAUCCCUAAAAUUUUGCAUAUUACCCUUAUCAAACAUGUACUCUAAAUAGCCCAAAAGACUCGGUGUAAGGGGUUAGCAAUUCAAGA
Messenger RNA from Pistacia vera, 1939 nucleotides. Its product is annotated as probable serine/threonine-protein kinase PIX13. The record is from RefSeq and is a predicted model, not a curated record. The transcript is spliced from 6 exons. Gene Ontology annotation, molecular function: ATP binding; protein kinase activity. Bases 238 to 1392 code for a protein of 384 amino acids. NCBI's taxonomy places the organism in Eukaryota, Viridiplantae, Streptophyta, Magnoliopsida, Sapindales, Anacardiaceae. Gene Ontology annotation, biological process: protein phosphorylation.